Molecule: messenger RNA, 513 nt
Organism: Colletotrichum fioriniae
Lineage: Eukaryota; Fungi; Ascomycota; Sordariomycetes; Glomerellales; Glomerellaceae
Molecular function (GO): 4-hydroxy-tetrahydrodipicolinate synthase activity
Source: RefSeq, a predicted model, not a curated record
AUGAUCAUACAGAACUUCUACGAUGUUGCGGACAGAUCGCUCAUCCCACUGAUCAUCGACAAUUUCCCGGCGGCGACAUCAAAACUGGAGCUCACCUUUGAUGACAUCCUCCGUAUCGCAAAGCACCCCAACUUCGUGGGCGUCAACUUCAAGUACGACAACCUGAAGAAUCUCGCGCGGGAGGCUUAUGGUUUAUUUCCCAUGGGCCUCUUUGUGGCCGGCGGCAACACCAACUCCAUCCGCCAGUGUCAAGUCCUCGGGGCGAAUGGAACGAUCGCGGGGCUCACCAACUUCGCAACGUAUGCGUGCGUGCGCGUCAGGGAGCUCUCCGAUCAAGUCGAGCUCCGUGAGGCGGAGCAUAUGCAGGCAGUCAUUGCGAGAGGGAACUCAGUCGUCACUGGACUAGGGCUCGUGGGUAUGAAGGUGGCGGUCAAAUUUUGGAACGACUACGGAGGCGCGCCGCGGAAGCCCUGCUACCUGCCGCCACUUAUUGAGGUCGUCAAAGUUUCAUAA